CCUGGUGUUGUGAAACAAUUGACAGAAGCGAAAGUUCGAGAGUCCCAGAAGAAUCUUUAAGAAGCGUUAUUAAGGGUUGGGUCAGGUGAAGCAGAUGAUUUGAAUGGGUCAAACAACUAGCUCCCUGUUCAGCUCCAUGGAUCAAGCAAUCUAUGAUCGUGGCCCACAAGAACUUGAUGCACAGCUUCUUCACAACCGACACUGCCUCGUAUCUGCAAUUAAAAAUGCAUCUGAUUGCAGCAGUCCUCUUAUGGACCUUGUGUAUUUGAAGUGCCCAGUUGCUAUGAAAUAUGCUGUCCUAAAUGUCACAAAUAUUUUGAAGGAAAACAAUCAGUCAAUACAAAAUCUGAAGAACAUCCCUGUGGCUCUAAACAUUUUAGAGAAGUAUGGCCGUCACCUGCUGAAACCAAAGACCCUUAGGAACGAACUGUGGAGAUACGUCAAAUUCUCUAACCCUAUAUUCAAAGACCGUGUUGAUGCUCUCAAGGGAGGGAGAGAGCUGAUGAAACUGAUGGGAUACACACAGGAGAUUGAGGAUGGGCUCUUUUUCCCGGAACCAGAGGAACCAAACCUUGAUCAAACAGCAAAUAUGGUUGCAGACAUUGUCCUGGCAAAGAAGCAGAUGGAAAUGUACCUAAGUGGAGUACAUCCUAAUCAGACUGAAGUUGAGCAGUUUAUUCCACCAAAUGUUGUCUCUGAUGUGGAGAUGCUGCGUGUUGGAGUAAGCAUCAGUGACUUGGGUCAGUGGUCACCAACUGGAGCAUCAACUGAAGGGGAAAAGUACAGUUGAUGCCUCAAGCAGAGGAAGGAGGUCAGGAUCUGUUAACUUCAGUGUCACUGCAGAAAUUGUGUGACAUAUGUGGUGAUCAAGAAGCCACAAAACUGUGCAGCAGUUGUGACUUUAAGCUGCUCUGUGCACAGUGUGAUGAGAUGUGGCACAAACAUCCACGUCGUCAGAACCACAAGCGCGACCUCACCUCUCCUUCAAAGUCGAAACAGAAUCCCUUGCAGGCUUCUGCCACCAUUCAAGGACCAUAUGGCAUACAAGCUAGGCCUGUUGAAACUAUUGGACAACGCAGAAGACUCCAAAGUCCAACUGUUACUCAGCAAUGUCAGAAUACAGCAGAUAUGACGUCAACUAUUAAGACUGAUCAACCUGCAAGACAGAAUCCAUCAGCACCAGGGAACAUUCUGAAUGUUGACCCACUGGUUCUUAUCAGCACUAGUUCUGCUAAUGUACAGCAUGACGAAAAUAGUACACCAGUACCUCAUCAUGUAGUGCCCCAGAUGAAAGAACAUCCUCCGAUACCAGAUAGGAAACUCAAACCUAUCCAGCCUCUGGUGGCAGAGCAGCAACAUCUGUUACAAGAGAGUGGACCAGUGCCUGCAGUUUUGCCCUCAGACAACAUAAGUUCAUCACCUCUAAACUGGAGCAUGCCAAGGCAGUCAACCAGUAUACAACAGAUGUCUGAAAUUAAUCAGACAGACUCAGUGUUGACAUCUAAACUUCUGGCAAAGAUUAAAGAGGAACAAAACUUGGAAAAACAAAAAGCAAAAUGUGACAUUCAUAUCAUCUCACUAACUGAAGAAAUAGAGGAAAUUGAAGUGCAGUUGAAUCAUUUGAUUGAGAUGAAUGUAAAAUUUUAUGAACAAGAUGAAUUUUUAAAACUGAGCAAGAAAAAAGGUUUAUUGAAACGAGAAAAACUAAUUCUUGAUAAACACCGCAACAGACUUGAAUCAAACUCAGAUAAGCCCUCUCAGGUGUAUUAUCCACCAUCUCAUGUAGACUUUAGUAGACUUGAUGACCCUGUCUUGCCAACACCAAAUGUUGUGCCUGUUAGUGAUUAUCAGGACCAGGAUACAGGUAGAACACUUAACCAGCCUUUUGCAAGCCAAGCUGCUACAAAGAUCCUCAGUAAUGUACAUGAAAACAUGUACCAAUCAUCUGUCAUCCAGCCAAAUAAAUUUCAGCAGCCACAGGGUCAACAGGAUUCACAAGUAGUUUCUACUGAAACCACCACUGUAAAAAACAACCAACAGCCAUGCACUCCCAUUAAGCCUGAAGCUGAGCCCAAUGCAACAUCAAAUAACUCGAAAGAAACAGCUGUUUCAGCUUGCAGGAGUCCAUUGUCGACUGUUAACAUACACCCAACAUCUGGCCUCAACUCAGACAGACAAGCAGAUCAUGGCCGUCACUGGCAGUGUGAGCACUGCACCAUGUUCAAUGACAGUAACACAAGGAUAUGUGACAUGUGUCAUCGUACAAGUGACAACGCCGUGUUUGUCAGUGAUAUCUGCACAACUGAGGAGAUAAAAGAGAGUGAAGAAACCUUUGUUGUAUGUUCAAAUAUACCCAUGGUUGGGACAAAGAUUGCUCAGGAACAAGACCAGGUGUACUUAGAAAAACAGGAAGCUCAUCGUCAGUAUGAAGAGAGAUUACUUAAGGAUUCCAGGGGGAAACAAGGGUCAGAAUCAACAAAACAGUCAACAAGCAGCAGAAUGAACAGUCCUCAAACAGGCAUUUAUGGCAAUAAUGUCUCUGUACAGAUAUCUGAUUAUCAGAAGUCAGCAGUAAAUGACUCUAUUGAUCAAAACCAGUCACAUCUGACUCAUGAGGAAUUGGGCAGUGAACACAGUUUUCAAAGUAGACAAUCUACAUUCCAAGAGACAAUGGAGAACAUCAAUGAACAAAGACAUAUGAAAAAGACACAACUCGAUGGGGCUGACUUAUUGCAGGUUAUAAAGUCAGCUGAUCAAAAGGGGUAUGGUGUUGAGGAAGUCCAUAUUGCCCUUGAGCAGUGUGGAAAAGACACCAAAAUAGUCAUUGACUGGCUGAAUAAAACUUGGGCGAAGUAUGUGGAUGAUGUGAUUUCAAGGGUGUCUCAUGCGAGCCAAGAAUCCCAGCAGAAUGAUAUAGGUGUUAUAUCAACAGUGGAAGCUAAGAGAGCAUUACAAGAAUCACAGGGCAGUGUCCAAGAUGCUGUUAUGUACUGCAUCAACACUCGUACACAAUUGUAUGCUGAAGUGAAUAGCGAGGCUUUUUAUGCCAGAGAAGAUGUUCUGGAGGCAAUGCAUGAACAUAAAGGAAACAAGGAACUUGUUUUGCAUCACUUGGACUUGAUGAGGCUAGCCCCCUUCAAACAUCGUAUAUGGGUUGGAAGUGACAAUCCUGAACCUGACAUGAUGCAGCUUGCACUGAACAUCAACUGUAACAGUGUAUCCACAAGUGUCAUAUCACAUCAGGACUUUCAGGACAUGGUCUGUAAUAAAGAUAUUGAUUGGGAGAGAAGAAUACGUACAGUGUUGGUUGAAGCAAGGCUUCAGAGUUGGGGAAGAGCAGAAAUUGUUGUCAAAAUCCUUGACAAUGACCUUGAAAAACUGAAGCAAGAGAGUGACUAUGAAUACACCUUAGAGGAUGUGGUGGAAGCAGUGCGUAAUUGCCAGGAUAGACGCAGCUCCAUUAUUUACCUUCAAAGAGAAUGUGUCAUUUGCAUGUCAAAGUUUCCAAUGAGCAAGAUGAUGAACUUGAACAUCUGUCAGUGUCAGAUGUGUCGUGAAUGUCUCCGUAAGCACUUUGAGAUCUCUAUCAAAGAAAAGCAUGUUCGAAACUGGACCUGUCCAGUAUGCAGUCUGCCUGACUUCAACGAUGAAAAUGUGUCAGACUACCUCAAUCUUCUUGGGCUCAUGUUGAACACCUUUGUUGACAAGGACAUUCAAGAUCUAUUUGAAACCAAGGUUCGGGAUUGGCAUCUGCAAAAGGAUCACAAUUUCCGAUGGUGUGCUCAUUGUGGCAAUGGAUUUCUGUAUCAAGGUUGGCAAAAUGGACAUGGUCAGCUUUCUAUGACAUGUCAGCAGUGUUUCAAGAAAACCUGUUUCCUUUGUAAAAAACAGUGGGAAGAUCAGCAUGAAGGUCUAACCUGUGAAGAGUUCACACAGUGGAAGUUUGACAAUGAUCCAGAAAACCAGGCUGUUGGACUUGCUAAGGUACUGGAAGAGAGUGGGAUAGAUUGCCCAAGUUGCAAGAUGCGAUACUCACUUGCCAAAGGAGGAUGCAUGCAUUUCAAAUGCCCAGAAUGUGCUCAUGAGUUUUGUAGUGGCUGCUCCCAACCCUUCUACAAACAAGGAAUCUGCACAAAGUUCAGCCAAUGUGUUACACAAGGACUACACUGUCAUCAUCCACUUGACUGCUUCUUCUACCUGAGGGACAAUGAUAUUGCUGAGUUACAGAAAUUACUGCAGUUUGGCCAAGUACAGUUCAAUACAGAAGGGCCUGGUCAGGCCCUCAGAGCAUGUCCUGUAAUGGAACAGAAGGAUGGUGAAGUUGGCAGUCGUCAAGAUGAGGCCUGUGGCAAAGAAGUGAAAGAGGGAAAUGCAGGACUAUGCAGUGUUCACUACAAAGAGUAUCUGGUUGGCCUAAUUAACCGACACAAGCUGGACCCAGUGAACAUUAUGAAUACAGAGCAGAUGCAUCGACUCAUUUCCCCGAACAGAGAUAGCAGAACAGAAGAAGAAUGACACAGAAACCCAAAGCCAGUUUAACAAGAGACUGAUUACAUUCAUAAAACAGAAAAUACCCUUGAAGAGAUGAACAUGUACAGUCUGUGUUAGCAAAGAAGACCAGUUGCUGCUAUGAAUUAGGAAAGCACUAACUGCAUGAACUGCCAACAGGAAGCUAAUGCAAAUCGUGGAAUUCAAGAUACACUAACAAAUGAACAACACAGGAUGGAUGAAUUUGACAUACAGAUGCAAUUUGUGAAAUCAUUUAGAAAGACAGUUUGUAAAAUGUUAGUAAUUAUGAACGGUUUAUACUGUGUUUUUAACUUAUGGCAAAAUUUGAUCUUACACAAUUGUCCUGAAUUGGGGUUGACGUGUUAACUGAAUUUAUAUGGCUUUCAUGCAAAUACAUAAGGAAUUCUUGGCCAUUCAGUGGGUUUUAUUUAUUUUCUAAAGAGAAAA
Molecule: messenger RNA, 4956 nt
Organism: Haliotis rubra (blacklip abalone)
Lineage: Eukaryota; Metazoa; Mollusca; Gastropoda; Lepetellida; Haliotidae
Exons: 23
Coding region: 790-4515 (1241 amino acids)
Biological process (GO): protein linear polyubiquitination
Cellular component (GO): LUBAC complex
Molecular function (GO): linear polyubiquitin binding; zinc ion binding; K48-linked polyubiquitin modification-dependent protein binding
Source: RefSeq, a predicted model, not a curated record